UUUUUAAAAGGAACGCAGACUUCAUGGAGCAAAGGUUUUCACCUUUGUGCAUCUGAGUGUUCAAGAGUUCUUCGCUGCAGUCCACGUGUUUCUCUGUUAUCUGAACAAGAACAUACAAGAGCUUCAGUUUUUCUUUGAUGGGCCAGAAGAAAAUGUCACAUUAGAGAAGUUACUACAGAAGGCCAUUGAAAAAGCCAUGAAGAGUCAGAGAGGACAUCUGGAUCUGUUCCUGCGGUUUCUGUUGGGCAUUUCACUGAAAUCCAGUCAAAUCCUGCUUAAGGGCCUGAUCACACACACUGAAGACACUACAGAGAGCAUCAUGAGAAUAAGUGAAUACAUUAAACAAAAACACAACAAGUACAAUAUCUCAGAUGAAGCUUCAGUCAACCUGUUCUACUGCUUACUUGAGCUCAAAGAUCAUUCAUUAUAUGAGGAAAUUCAGAGUUACAUUAGUUCAAAUGAACAUCCAGGAAGAUACCUCUCAUCUUCAAUGUGCACAGUCCUGACUUAUGUAUUGCUGAUGUCAGAGAAGGUGCUGGACGAGUUCAACCCGAAGAGGUUCACAUCAAAACAAGCAGACUACAAGAGACUCAUUCCAGCUGUGAGAUGCUGCAGAAAAGCCCUAUUUGACGGCUGUGGUCUUGAUGAAACAUGCUGUGAAACUGUUUCUUCAGCUCUACAAUCACCUAAAUCUCAUCUAACAGAGCUGGACCUGAGCAGCAAUCACCUGCAGGAUUCAGGAGUGAAGCUGCUUUCUGAUGGACUGAAGAGUUCACACUGUCAUCUGAACAUACUGAGGCUGUGUGGCUGUAAUGUCACUUUUCAUUCCUGUGAAAGUUUGUCCUUAGCCCUACAAUCCUUAAACUGUGUCCUGAGUGAGCUGGACCUGAGUAACAAUGACCUGCAGGAUUCAGGAGUGAUGCUGCUUUCUGAAGGACUGAAGAGUCCAAACUCAAAGCUGGAGAUUUUAAGAUUUUGCAUAUGUAAUCUCACUGCACAGUCUUGUGGGAGUUUAUCGUCAGUUUUACAAUCCUCAAACUCUGUUCUGAGAGAACUCGACCUGAGUAACAAUGACCUACAGGAUUCAGGAGUAAAGCUUCUUUCUGAAGGACUGAAGAGUCCAAACUCCAAGCUGGAGACACUGAGGUUGUCUGGCUGUAUGCUGACAGAGAAAGGCUGUGGUUAUGUGUCUUUAGCUCUGACUUCAAACCCCUCACACCUGAGAGAGCUGGAUCUAAGCUACAAUCAUCCUGGAGAUUCAGGAGUGAAGCUGCUCUCUGAAAAACUGGAGGAUCCAAACUGCUCUCUGAACAAAUACAAUGUGGACCAUGGAGGAGAAUCCAGGAUUACAGCAGGACUGAAGAAAUAUGAGUGUUUUUUCACACUGGAUCCAAACACAGCACACACUAAACUCAGUCUGUCUGAGGAGAACAGAGAGGUGACAGGUGUGUCUCAGUCUCAGUCGUAUCCUGAUCAUCCAGACAGAUUUGAUUGUGUGCCUCAGGUGUUGUGUAGAGAGAGUGUGUGUGGACGCUGUUACUGGGAGACCGAGUGGAGCAGAGAUACUGUGUCUGUAUCAGUGUUAUAUAAGAACAUCAGCAGGAAGGGAGAGGGUGCAGAGUGUGUGUUUGGACGUAAUGAUCAGUCCUGGAGUUUGCGCUGCACUCCUCACAGAUACUCAUUCAGACACAAUAACAUAAUGACUGAUCUCUCUGUGAAGCCCAUCAGCAUCAGCAGAAGAACAGGAGUGUAUGAUGAUAUCUAUAAAGUAGGGGUGUAUGUGGAUGAGAGCGCAGGAACUCUGUCCUUCUACAACAUCUCUGACACAAUGACACAUUUACACACAGUCCAGACCACAUUCACUCAGACCCUCUGUCCUGGGUUUUAUCUUUAUUAUUCUGGCUCAUCAGUGAAACUGUGUCGAUGAAUCAGAAGAGACUGAGCAGAGUUGUAGGGAAUCGGUGUGAAUUAGACAAUCAGGGUCGAGUUCCACAAAGAGGCUUGCAACAUUAACACAAACAUUUCAAUUCAGGAAGAAGAUUUUCACUUUUAGGCCAAGUAACCAAGAUUCAUGGUCAAAAACACAGCACAUCAUCAACAUAACAUGGGUAAAAUAAUAAAAAAGAAUCUGUUGGAUGCAUCUCCAUCCCCCCACUCAGAACACAGAACUUUUAACCUUUGGUUUGCACAGAACUAAUUUUGUUUUCAUCCACAUGCAUGCUCAAAAUCAUCUUAAAAAGACUUUAAUCACUUAUAUGCAUAACUGCAUAUUAUAUGUAACCCACAUGUUUAACUAUCACAUGCUAAUCGCUAAUUGUUAAUGUAUUUGGA
This is a messenger RNA of Puntigrus tetrazona (Sumatra barb), 2331 nucleotides long. RefSeq names its product ribonuclease inhibitor-like. Gene Ontology annotation, molecular function: protein binding. The transcript is spliced from 7 exons. The coding region runs from base 197 to 1927 and encodes 576 amino acids. The record is from RefSeq and is a predicted model, not a curated record. Lineage: Eukaryota; Metazoa; Chordata; Actinopteri; Cypriniformes; Cyprinidae.